AUGAACGACGCACAACAGAGAUACCUUGAGGAGACGCCUGCAAAGAAAUACUCCAUCAUUGAUUGGGCUCUGCUGUCUGACUCGGUCGAUGUUGACAUGCUCGAAUUGACUUGGACAAGAACCUUCCUUAAGCAUCUCAAGAACUCACCGCAGCAAGACAAACUGGAGGCCUACAGACGACUGUCAAAGAUGAGUGUUGAAGAUAAGAUGGCUUCGUUUUCACCGAUGACCACAGAUGUAAGUAUCUCGAGUUUCAACGGUUCAUCGUUCUAA
Messenger RNA from Linnemannia hyalina, 273 nucleotides. The record is from the annotation of a GenBank genome assembly. NCBI's taxonomy places the organism in Eukaryota, Fungi, Mortierellomycota, Mortierellomycetes, Mortierellales, Mortierellaceae.